Messenger RNA from Leptopilina heterotoma, 6546 nucleotides. RefSeq lists its product as uncharacterized. The transcript is spliced from 15 exons. The record is from RefSeq and is a predicted model, not a curated record. Gene Ontology annotation, cellular component: plasma membrane; cytoskeleton. Bases 227 to 6076 code for a protein of 1949 amino acids. Gene Ontology annotation, molecular function: actin binding; structural molecule activity. Lineage: Eukaryota; Metazoa; Arthropoda; Insecta; Hymenoptera; Figitidae.
GAAUUCGACGAGGUAGGAGAAGAAGUGGUGAGCGUCACUGACGGUGGAAUUAGAACGUUGUUUACGGUUUACAUUGCCCUGCCCAUUUAUACUAAAAGGAAAAUACGUAGUGCUUUUUGUGAAUAGUGUAUUUUUUACAUAAUUUUGGUUGAAAUUACUCUUUAAUUUUGAUUGUGUUAUUAGAUUUAUCGUGACCGGUGUAAGCAAUCUAGCACAUAGGUGAAAGAUGCCAGAGGAACAAAAACUAGGGAGUGGAGUAGUUGAAAUGUCCACAGAAAAUGGAACUGGAAGCACUUCGCCUAAUAAAAGUCCCGUUAACAGGGGGAAAAUGGCUGCGGCGAAAAUCACUUUCUUGGAUGGCACUGUCAAAGACUUUUCAAUUGAAAGAAAAGCAAAAGGCCAGGAGCUUUUGGACAAAAUUUGUCAGAGUAUGAAUCUUUUGGAAAAAGACUACUUUGGACUUAUUUACGAAGACAAACACGAUCCAAGAAAUUGGUUGGACCUAGAUCGGAGAAUUUCCAAAUUUCUAAAAAAUGAUCCUUGGAAAUUUAGCUUUGAGGUUAAAUUUUAUCCGCCGGAUCCAGCACAAUUGCAAGAGGACAUUACACGCUAUCAAUUGUGUCUUCAAAUCAGAAAUGAUAUCAUGACUGGACGCUUGCCGUGUUCCUUUGUUACUCACGCUCUCUUGGGAUCUUAUCUAGUGCAAUCGGAAUUAGGGGAUUAUGAGUUUAAAGAACAUGGAACAUCAUAUCUCAAAGAUUUCAAAUUCGCUCCUAAACAAACGCCAGAGCUUGUUGAAAAAGUAAUGGAUCUUCACAAAACACACAAGGGCCAAACACCAGCGGAGGCAGAGCUGCAUUAUUUGGAAAAUGCGAAAAAAUUAGCAAUGUACGGUGUGGAUUUGCAUCCGGCAAAGGAUUCGGAAGGUGUUGACAUAAUGCUCGGUGUUUGUUCAUCGGGUCUUCUUGUCUUUCGAGAUAAACUCCGAAUAAAUAGGUUCGCUUGGCCGAAAAUUCUCAAAAUCUCCUACAAACGACACAAUUUUUAUCUGAAAAUCCGACCUGGAGAAUUUGAGCAAUUCGAAUCGACUAUUGGUUUCAAGCUCGUGAAUCACAGAGCUGCUAAAAAAUUGUGGAAGGUUUGCGUCGAACACCACACUUUCUUCAGGCUCACCAGUCCAGAGCCUGUGAAGAAGGUUGGCCUGAUUCCACAUUUGGGAUCGAAUUUCCGCUUUUCCGGCAGAACCCAUUACGAGACUAAAAAGGUGCCUAUAGACAGACAGCCGCCAAAGUUUGAGAGAUUUCUCAGCGGUCGAAGAAUCACCUCACGUAGCAUGGAUGCUUUAGGUGGUUCAAAGCAAUUAGAACCCUACGGUUCAGAGCCUAGCAAACGCCACACCAUGAGUUACGAGCCUGAUACGAUUCCCGAUAUGGAGCAUAUAGACCAACGACCUAGUCCCAUCAAGAAGCAAAAAGAGAAGCUCACUCGAAAAACAAGUACUGGAACGACCUCCGCCAGCAGUACCAGUAGCCUGGAAGGAGAGUACGAUGCUAACCGUGGCAAUAAGAAACCGGUGGGAGGGAUUGCUGUCCUACCGCCUGGUAGUAUUUCCAAAAAGGAGACAAAAAAUGAAAGUGAGAAGGAAAACCGUAAUGAUCUCAAUAAUUCUGAUUUAAUUAACGAGAGCUCCGGGCUCGAGAGUAUUGAUGAGAAUUCAACGGGUGUAAGAGAUAAAUUAAAGAAUAAAAAUUCGCCAACAAAAUCGGAAAAGGAUAAGAAAGAAAAAAUUAAGAGCCCAGUUGGUGGCUUUCUCUUUGGUAAGAAAGACAAAGAUAAAGAGGAAAAGCAGAAGCCAAAGAAAAGUAGAGUAAUCGAAAAAGGGGAUAUUGAAUCGAUUUCCGAGAAAACAAAUUCAAAUACCGACGAUAAAAAAUCAUCGGGUUCAUCAGAUUUAGGAGCUUUCAUAAAACCCUACGAAUACGAAGAGACCGCAUCAUCUCCAACCAAAAAACCACCAACCUCCCAUGGAUUUUCCUAUGAAGAAAGACCAGCAUCACCCGGCGUUACAAAUCAACAAUCACCAACAGGCACCGGAAAGAAGGCAACAGGCCUCGCCUUCAAUUAUGCACCCGGCCAAACGCAAAAAGUUGCCGAAUCUGCCGAGAAACGAAAAACCAAAGACGACGGCAAACUGAACGAAAAUAAAAUCGAAUUGAAACCAAUUGGCCUCAAGACACCGGGGCUUAAUUAUGUCGAGUCGGCAAGUUUGAAGGAGCAACAGAAGGAAAAGGAGAAACAAAUUUUGCCUCCCUCGGGUUCGGUCAUGAAAGAUGUGAAUACUCCGUUUUUGAAUCAAGAGCGACAGUCGACAAUCACUCCUGUAGUGUCUGGAUUGCCAGAAGAAAAGGAUGAAUUCCAGUAUCUUCUCCUACCACUUCCGGAUGGUUCGCGAGUCAUUGGCGGAGUGAUAUUCACAAAGGAGGGUAAACCCCUGGACCAAAGUAACCUCGGUCCGGAAGGAGGGAAAAUAAUAGACGGCAAAGUCUGCGGCAAGAAUGACAGUCCAAUCAAGAAGGGCGACUUCGGUCCACAUGGAAUUCACAUCUCGAAUGGUCUCGUUGUUGGAAAGGACAACAAACCGUUAAAUCAGAAUAUUAUCGGAAUCGAUAAUUGCUCUGUUGUUAAUGGUCUGAUAAACGGACCCAACGGUAAACCGCUAAAACGACUGAUGUGUCCAGAAACUGUGGUAAUUAAAGAAGGACGGUUACUUUUCAAGAACGGAAAAGUUUACCACAAGGAACGUUUGGGACCAGACGGGAGCUUUGUCAAGGAAGGUUUGAUAUUUUCCCACGACGGAAGACCGAUGACUCAGGGUUCGUACGGAACGGAUGGGAACUACAUAGUUAGUGGAGUUGUCUGCAGUCGGGAGAAUGGUAAACCCUCGAGUCAAAAUGCGGUUCUACCCGAUCCAACGUUCGUUAAUGAUGGUUUGAUUCACGGACGGGAUGGAAGACCGCUACCGAAUGGAGAACUAGGUCACGAGGGUCUGGUUAUAACGGAAGGUAGAGUCUACUCCAAGGAGGGAAAACCGGUGAAGCAUGUCACAUUCAGUUCGGAUGGUUCGUCUAUCAAAGAUGGAUUGAUUUUCGGCAAGGAUGGCAAGUUUUUGAGUCAGGGUUCUCUGUUGCCGCAUGGAGCGCACUUGAAGGAUGGUAAGAUUGUGAGUAAGGAUGGCAAGUCGAUAAAGCAUUCGUAUUAUAAACCUGAUGGUAGUUUCGUUAAGGACGGGGUUAUUUAUGGCAAGGACGGUCGACCGUUGAGUCAAAUUCCAUUUAUUGUGGAUGGUGCGUACGUUAAGGAGGGUUUAAUAUUCGAUAAGAAUGGAAGAUUGUUGAAUCAGAGUCUCUUCAAGGCGGAUGAUACGAUUGUAAAAGAUGGUAUUGUUUGCGAUCCGAAUGGUACGCCGAAGGGAAGUGGAUAUUUGGGUCCAGAUGGUCUGGUUAUUAAGGAGGGAACUAUUGUUGGAAAGGAUGGCAAACCGACGAAGCAGGAAUCCUUCGGCUCCAACGGAAGUUCGAUAAAGAAAGGUGUGGUUUACGCUAAGAAUGGCAAGAGCCUAAAUCAAGAUUCUUUUAUCCCCGAGGGAACUUGUAUCAAAGAGGGUAAAUUGUGCACUAAAGAUGCCAAACCCCUAAAGACUGCUUUCUUCAAACCUGACGGUAGCUACAUUAAAGAUGGUCUUCUUUACGGACAGGAUGGUAGACCUUUAAAUCUAAGCUCCGCUCUGCCGGAGGAUUGCUUCAUUGCAAACGGAGUGAUUUUCGAUCAGUUCGGCAAACCGUUGAGUAAGGAUACUUUCGGGUCCGAUGGAUCUUACGUGACCGCUGGUUUAGUUUGCGGGAAGGAUGGAAAAAUUGUCGAGAAAGGAGUCUUCGGACCGGACGGAAACGAAAUAAGAAACGGAUUAAUUGUUGGAAUCGAUGGCAAAAGUGUGACCCAAGACGACAAGGGUCCCGACAAUCUAGCAUUGAAAGAAGGUAAAAUAGUCGAUGCCACGCUAGGCAAACCGAAAAAUCAAGGUUCCCUCCUCCCAGACGGAUGUUAUAUUCAAGAAGGUGUUAUUUACGACCGAAAUGAACGAAUGGUCAAGCAGGGAGCUUUCCGACCAGAUGGAAGUUACGUCAAAGAUGGUCUGAUUUAUGGAUGGGGGGGUCAAUUGCUAAAUUCGGGGUCACAACUACCAAGUGAAUCGUACGUAGAGGAUGGUCGAAUUUACGGACAGGAUGGCCAACCACUAAAUCAUGCUUCUUUUGGCCCAAAUGGAGGAUACAUCGAAAAUGGAUUUAUCUACGGACAAGACAAGAAGCCCUUGAGUCGAGGAACCUUUGGAACAGAGGGCAGUUACAUUCAGAAUGGCUCGUUGUGCGCCCCCAAUGGAAAGCCCCUAACUAAACGAACUUCGGUCGUCAGCAUCAGUUUCGUAAGAUACGGUUUGGUCUGUGACGAAGAUGGCAAACCCCUACAAACCGGCGUCUUCGAUGAAAAGAAUGGAUCCACGAUCAAGAAUGGAAAGAUCUACAACAACAGGGGACAACCACUUAAUGAACAAGUUCUUGGCGAAGAUGGCUAUUUUGUGAAAGAAGGCCUCCUUUUUGCAACCAAUGAUAAACCAUUGACGAAAGGAAUUCUCACCCCAGAAACGAGUUACAUUAAAAACGGAAAAGUCUACGAUUCUACCGGACAACCUCUAACUCAAGAAGCCUUUGGUCCCGAAGGCGUGCGAGUUCUACAAGGAGUUGUCGUCGACAAGGCAGGUAAACCCUUGAAGCAAGGAGUCUUCGAUUCCGAGGGAAACAUCAUCAAGGACGGAAUUGUCGAAACUAAAAGUGGCAAACCUUUGGAUAAACAUUAUACGAUUACGAUAACCUUGGUGAAGAGAGGUUUAAUUUGCGGUAAGGAUGGAAAACCUCUAGUGAACGCUCCUUUUGGAAAUGAGGGAAAUCUCAUUAAGGACGGGAAACUUUACGAUAAAUCGGGCAAUCUUCUCAAUCAACAAGUAUUUGGGGACGAGAAGGGUUUUAUUAAAAACGGUAUUAUUUAUACGGAAAAUGGAAAGCCUAUGGAUAAGGAAAUUCCUCAAGGUUUGUCGGGAGAAAUAUUCACUUCCACGAAUGUUGUCGCUCCGGCAAAAACGAAGAAGGCUAUUAUUCCCGUCACGACGCCGAUGAUUGUCAAAUCAACGACAAAGCACUCAGUAGUCAAGGAUCUGGGUGGAGUGACUCAGAAUAUUGAGGAAAAAGUUGAGGAUCUCACACCUGGAGGAAGUGGGCAAGUCGUUGUCAAUACGCAAGUAAACAAGGCGGAGGCAACACCAGACGAUGGUAAACCACCGUACAUGACGGCCACUGCAGUCACAACUCGUACUGCAACCAUGCACGAAGAUUUGGGGAAAAAUAAGAAGACCAGUCAGGUUGAAGAAAAGACUGUAGCCCAUACAACGGCAACGAGUGCAACACGACAGGAGCAACGGACAAUGACGCAGGAAGUAAAAACAACAAGUCACAUUCUUGCCGGAGACCAGCUAUACUCACGACGGCACAGUACAUCAAGCUCAAGCAGUGGGGACUCAGGUACACCCAUUGAUCUUGACGAUGAUCAUCAGGCUUUCUACAAUAAAUACUACCAGGGCGAUCCUGCUGGUAUAAUUGCAACUGAAUCUCACGUCUUUUCUGGCGAACCAGAAAAUAACGUUACAACAACAACAACAGUACCAGUUGUUGCUACCGAGACAAGAAAAGUGGCACUUGAAAGCGAGGAUGGAAAUUAUUCCGCAAAAGGAGAGAUUGUCAGUUCACAAACUAUUUCCAGUAAAACGCGCACCGUUGAGACGAUUACGUAUAAAACGGAACGAGACGGAGUUGUGGAAACGAGGGUUGAACAAAAAAUAACGAUACAAUCAGAUGGUGAUCCAGUCGAUCAUGACAAGGCCCUGGCCGAAGCAAUUCAACAAGCAACAGCAAUGAAUCCCGAUAUGACAGUAGAAAAAAUAGAAAUUCAACAACAAACAGCUCAAUAAGGUUACAACAAAAAAAAAGAAAAUUAUUUCAAACGAAAGUCGAGAAAACUCUGUCUUAAAAAAGUUUUUCUAAAAUAAGUAUUUUUUACUUAAAUCUUAGAAAACUCUAAAAAAAAAUUAGAUUUCUUGUACAAACGUACCAGACUGAUUAAUAUUCAGGUAUGAGCACUAUAUUUUGCUCUUAAAAAAUAAUAAUAAUUAAAAAAAAAAAGUUCAACUAUUAAAAUAUUGAUUGAUGAUGAAAUCAUGAAUUACAUUUUUACUAAACUUAAUUAUCAAGUUAAAGAAAAAAUAUAAAAAUAAUUUAACACGUAGAUCGUGUGCAAAAGACAGAGGACUUGACUAACAAUAAAUUUUCUGUUGCUUUUAACAAAACGGAUAAAUAUAAACAAUAAUACGAAAAAAAAGUGAAAGAAAACUUGUUUUUCUGAUGUAAAAAUCUCAAUAAGAAAUAAUUUUUGUAUAAAAUA